This is a messenger RNA of Porites lobata, 2882 nucleotides long. The record is from the annotation of a GenBank genome assembly. NCBI's taxonomy places the organism in Eukaryota, Metazoa, Cnidaria, Anthozoa, Scleractinia, Poritidae.
AUGGGUAGACUGGAGAGAGAAGCACUGCUGAAGAAAGCCUUGGGAAAAGAAUUUAAAAUAACCAUCCCCAGGGGUGACAUACCUGCAAUGAAGGCAGACCUUGGAGAAACAUGGUACAAAGUUAGGAAGCUUAGGAGGUAAGAUUUAAAUAAUGAACCCAGCCCCCAGAAAUCCACACAACAUUUGAGUAAAAAUUAUUUUUUGUCUCCUAUUAUUAAUUGGAUUAUUUCCUGAAUUCCUUUGACCUGUGUAAACUACAUAACAUUCCAAUUGAAUGUAAAAUAAUGUAGCAACAAUAAGUAAUAACAAAGUCAAUUUCCACCUAGUUUUAUACAUUAUAAUAAUAUUGUCCUGAAUUGUCUCCCUGCAGGUGGUUUGAUCAAUGGGGACUGUCCUCUGAGAGUGAGAAACACCAGCGGAAGCAAGUUCAGUCCAUCACUGACCCUGCCUACUUGGUGAGUGAGAUGGUGCCUUUUGAGUUCAAAAAACCAGGCUGUAACCCUGAGAUCAAACAAGCCGAGUUUGGUUAUGUUGCUGACCUUAACCAAUUUGUACAACUUCAUUUGGAUGAAAAUGAAAAGUAUAAUUCUUUGGCUUUUUAUACUGUUAAGAAUGUUACUGUAGCAGCAAUGUCAAUCAUUGUAAAUGUAAAGUAGGCUUUUGGCACUGCCUCUUGCAAGAAUUAUCGCUUUUAAUUAAACAACAGACUCUUUAUUUUAGGAAUGGACGCUUGACGGGGAAUAAUGCCAUCCCAGAACAGGAAGUCCACUUAAAACUUGGAGGUGAUGCUGGUGGUGGGUCCUUUAAAAUGGCUUUCCAGAUUGCCAACCUUCAACAUCCACACUCAAAAACAAAUACAGUGGUCUUUGCCAUGUUCCACGCCAAAGAUACAUGGACAAAUUUUAAAACAGCAUUAAUGAAAUACAGAGAGGAAGUAAACAUCCUAAAGGAAGCUACUUGGAGGUUGGUACAUACACUGUAAAUGUACUAUAGUUUCCUUAUAAACCAUGCAGGAUAAAACCUCCACACUGAGUGAGGUAUCCUGCUGAAAUUCUGCAAUAAUUUUUUUUACUUAUUUUUAGAGGCAAAAAGCAAAUAGUUUUCCUCUUUGGUGACUACGAGUUUUUGUGCAAGAUAUUUGGUACAGCUGGAGCCUCAGGUAAGUUCAACUAAUAAUUCACACAUACAAAACAAAACAAAAAAAUAUUUGAUUUAUAUUGUUAAAUAAGAGUAGCAACUAAAUCAUCCUAAGUUGUAGCUUUAAAACACUCUCUAUGGAAGGAGUAUUCAUAGGUGUGAAUUAAUUUCUUGCAGGCAAGUAUCCAUGCCUCUGGUGUCUGAUAACAUAUGAGACGAUGCAACUCUCUUGCCAGGAUCUCCGUCGUGGGCUCAUAGAAAAGAGAAAUGUUAAGAACAUUGAAGAAGAUGAUAACAAGUUUGUUGCAGAUGGCUGUGUCACAAGUCGACAGAAGUUUUACCACAAUGUGAUCCAUGAGAAACUGCUGGACAUUGAACUGGAAAAAGUAAGUAUACUAUCAACAUAUUUUUUGGCUUAGGAAAAACAAAUACUAAUAUAACAGGGCGUUAACUAGGAAGCUUAACAAUCAGAUUCUUUCUUUAGGUUUGUGUUCCUGGACUUCAUAUCAGCUUGGGUGUUUUCAAGAAACUAUUUGACGAACUUGAGAACCAGUGUGCUGAGCUGGACAAAAGAAUUCAAAUGGAGCUGGCGGCUGACAGUGACCGAAAUGAUGAAAGAAUCCUGGCACUCAGAGCUGCUCAUCAACACUAUAGUCAGGCACAACAGUUGCAUGAGAAAGCAAAUUCUUUACAGGAAUUAUUGAAUUUACAGAGUUUGCAUUCUGAUGUGACUAUUAUGCCUGCCUUCUUAAUGUCAAUGCAAAAUGAAAUUGACAGACUCCUUAAAGAUGCAAAGGAAGAGGUAACAAAACAAUGUAUACUAUAAUAAUUAUCAAGAAUGUUCACGUGACUAACUUCAUCAAACAGACCAAAAUCUAUAACCUUUUUUAAGUGAUUGUUCUGAUGAAGCUGUUUUAGACCAUGAAGAUCCACAUUCUGAACAAUGUAAUUAUGUUCUCUUUACAUUUAAUUACAGGAAAAACUUGCAGAUGAGCAGAUAGAAUUGGCGGGCUUUGAUCGAUCCUAUGGACCACUAACAAGGCAUUUGGAUGUGGUCCUGAAGGAAAUGAAUGUUGAGCGACAGGCCUACCAUGGAAAAUCAUUCAUUGGUAACCACGUGCAAACCUGCUACAAGGUAACAUACAUUCAAACUUAAAUAAGAGAUGAAAACUACAAAGAAGCAAAAACAUCAACUGCCAUUAAUAAUACAAUAUUUGUUGCUGUCUUUUUCUUUAGGCGACCAAUAUCAAUAAAUUAUGCAGUGCUGUAGUGGCAAAAACAGAAGAGCUGUGUCCUUCCUUGCUUUCUAAGGCAAGAGAAAUUAGUGUCAAGUUUGAAGAAGCCUUCAAAUUAUUUGCUGCUUGCCAUUUUGUCUAUGAUAGUGCAGAAUACCUUGAUGAUGAGAAGAUCAACCAGCUAGGUAGGUGAAAUAACAAACUGAGGUUUUUUGUAACAAAGACCAUAUCAAUGUACAUCACAUGCGUUGUUUUGUAUCUGCUCAGUAAGUUAACUCUCAUUCACCUUUUCUAGAUGCACACAUAAAAAAGUUCCUGAAGUUUAUCAGAGAAAACUUCCCUCGCAUAGCAAUCAUACCAAAGCUUCAUAUGCUAGAAGACCAUGUUCGUCCAUUUCUACGACAAUGGCACACGGGCCUUGGAUUCUUUGGUGAACAAGGGAUCGAAGGAAUCCAUUCGAGUUCAACACGCAGUCCCAGCAUUUUGAUCACGUCAAGAAGCAGGAUGUGA